AUGCAUUAUCCAACUUCAGAAACUACCAAUGAAAUAAAAAACUUGCAGUACCUACCUCGAACUAGUGAACCCCGUGAAAUGCUAUUUGAGGACCGGACACGAGCCCAUGCAGAUCACAUAGGACAAGGUUUUGAACGACAGACUACAGCUGCUGUGGGAGUAUUGAAGGCUGUGCACUGUGGAGAGUGGUCUGAGCAGCCUCGUAUAACCAAAGAUGUAAUUUGUUUUCAUGCUGAAGACUUCUUAGAGGUAGUUCAGCGAAUGCAAUUAGAUUUGCAUGAGCCUCCACUCUCACAGUGUGUCCAGUGGGUUGAUGAUGCAAAACUUAAUCAACUGCGAAGGGAAGGCAUUCGAUAUGCCAGAAUUCAGUUAUUCGAUAAUGACAUUUAUUUUAUCCCAAGGAAUGUUGUGCACCAGUUCAAAACAGUUUCAGCUGUGUGCAGUUUGGCUUGGCACAUCCGGCUCAAGCUGUAUCAUUCAGAGGAAGAACUUUCUCAAAAUACAAGUAUUGUUGAAGCAGGGACCUCUGCAGACUCUAAGUCUUCGGUUAUUGGACUUCAGACUGACAGCAGAAUUUGUACAAUGAGCAAAAAUACCUCCGAAGACACCAAAUUUUCAGAUGCUCUGCAGACAAAGUAUGUUUUUAUGUCGAUGAAACAUGAACCUAUUGCAUCUCACCGAAUAAAAGAAGAACCCAUGAAUGUUGAUCUUGCUGAAAAGACACUGGCACCUAAUGACGUCAGGGGCCAGAAUGUUCAGACUAGAUUGGAUCAUGUUGAAUUGACGGCAUUUAAGUUGGAAACUGAUUCUAAAUUUGAACCUGGCAACAAGGACUUACAAGGCAAGUUAUGCCCUGGAGGUCACAUACAUCCAGAUGAUACAAGACAACAUAGUUCAUCAUAUCCAAAAUUGCAUGGACAAAGAGAGGAUGAUUUUUUGUGCUAAAUUUGUAUAUAUGGUUUUAAAUUCCUUUUUAAACUUAAUGAUGUAAUAAUGUAAAGAUUCAUAAAUUCUGGGAGGCAAGUUUGUGACUUGCCUUCGCAUCUGUUACAGAAAAUAGUUAUGUAGCUUUGUAACAUUCCUCAGUGCCUGUCCAUAACUGUGAAGUAUCAAAGCACUUAGGGCCAGAUGCACUGUAAACACUGCAGGUUUAACAUAAAGAAGUCUUUAAAUAAUUUUGAGUUGUAGGUUUUAGAGUAGAGCUGACAUUUAACAUAUAUAUUUUUUGUAAGAUGAGCCAGAAUUCUUUUUGACAAUUCCAGGCUUUUCCAUAGAGCUUAUUUAUACCAAUUUUUUCAUUUUAAAUGUGUCAGCACUGUAGUGUAAAUAUCUUUUUUAAAAAUCUUUUUAGUGUGAUUUAUACUGAAAUGUGAGCCGCUUAAUAAAGGUUCAUAAUAACAGAUUGGUUUUAUUUUUGGGUCUGCAAAAAAUAAUUCAGUUAAACUGCCUCUCGAAAUGGUUAUGUUUCUACCUGCACUAAUGCAUAGGAUGCCCU
Molecule: messenger RNA, 1495 nt
Organism: Cariama cristata (Red-legged seriema)
Lineage: Eukaryota; Metazoa; Chordata; Aves; Cariamiformes; Cariamidae
Gene: RSBN1L
Product: round spermatid basic protein 1-like
Cellular component (GO): nucleus
Source: RefSeq, a predicted model, not a curated record